Molecule: messenger RNA, 4697 nt
Organism: Falco peregrinus (peregrine falcon)
Lineage: Eukaryota; Metazoa; Chordata; Aves; Falconiformes; Falconidae
Gene: ADAM28
Product: ADAM metallopeptidase domain 28
Exons: 24
Coding region: 100-2514 (804 amino acids)
Biological process (GO): proteolysis
Cellular component (GO): plasma membrane
Molecular function (GO): metalloendopeptidase activity
Source: RefSeq, a predicted model, not a curated record
CACUCACUGCCUCUCAUUCACUGCCCGGCACGGGGACAGGCUGGGGACCCAACUUUCCCACACCACGGAGGUUACUCCUAGGAGACAAACGCAACCGAGAUGACCAACCUACUCCUUGUUUCUGUUGUUUUGCUACAUUUGCAACAAGGGAGCACCAGCAAGAAAUUACCUGGAGUUGAGCAAUACGAAAUAGUUUAUCCACGGAAAUUGCACACAGUACAUAAAAGAGAUGUAGAAAGAAACAAAGAGACAAAAUACGAUGACACAAUGGAGUAUGGAAUCAAAGCCAGUGGAGAGGAAGUCGUACUGCAUCUCCAAAAAAAUAAGCGUCUAUUAGCUAGAGACUAUACCGAAACAGUUUAUUCUGAUGACGGUCAACAAAUAACAACAAGACCUCAGAUCAAGGAUCACUGUUAUUAUGAAGGUUACGUUCAGAAUGAUGACGAUUCUGUAGCAAGCAUCAGUGCCUGCAAAGGUCUAAGUGGAUAUUUUGAGACCCGUGGCCAGAAGUACCUCAUUGAGCCCUUGGGAACUUCGGACACAGACGAGCAUGCGGUCUAUAAGUACGCGAAACUCGCACAAAAGUCCAUAAAAACCUGCGGUCUGAUCAAUAAUACCUGGGAAGAGGAUUCAAAUGACCCCAUCAAUGACAUCUUCAAAUCCAGCAACAGUCCAGAAAUGAAAGCAUACCUGAAAGCAAAAAAGUAUCUGGAAGUUUACAUAGUGGCAGACAAUACUUUGUAUAAAAAGUAUGAGGAAGAUGUUACAACCGUCAGACAAAGGAUAUUUGGAAUAGUCAACUUCAUUAACACGGUUUAUAAGGCCAUAAAUAUCUACGUGGCUUUAACUGGCCUGGAAAUCUGGACGGAUGGUGAUAAAUGCCCCCUGAGCCGCGCCGCGGGGUUCACUCUGGACAGUUUCUCAAAGUGGCGUUUAUCAGAUUUACUAAAGAGGAAAAGAAACGACAAUGCUCAGCUGAUCACAGGCUAUGACUUUGAGGGGACCACGAUUGGAUUAGCCUUCCUAAAAUCCAUAUGCAGCGAUAUAUAUUCUGCAGGUAUUAUUCAGGAUCAUAACAGAAAUGAAAUUGCAGUUGCGUCUACCGUGGCACAUGAGAUGGGACACAACCUGGGCAUGAGUCAUGACACCCAAGCCUGCACGUGUAGUAGUAAAGUUUGUAUCAUGACAGAUACUGUCAGCUCUAUCAUCCCCAAGAAAUUCAGCUCUUGCAGCCUCCAGAGCUUCGAGAAAUACAUGUUGAGCGACAUGCCAAAAUGCUUAACUAACAUCCCAGAUCCCAGCAGCAUCAUAGCACCUCCAUCCUGUGGAAACGGCUUUGUGGAAAAAGAAGAGGAAUGCGACUGCGGUACUCCUGAGGAGUGCACAAACGAGUGCUGCAACCCCGAGACGUGCCAACUGACCGCAGGUUCCACAUGCGCACACGGAGAGUGCUGUGAAAACUGCCAAUACAAAAAAGCAGGAGCUGUUUGCCGAGCAGCUAAGCACGACUGUGACCUGGCUGAGAUGUGCACCGGCUCCUCUGCAAACUGCCCAGUGGAUCGAUUCCGUGUGAACGGACAUCCCUGCAACUACGGCGAAGGCUAUUGCUACAUGGGAAACUGUCCCACCCGAGAAAACCAGUGCAAAGCUGCUUUUGGACCACAGGCAACCGAAGGUGCAGCUUCCUGCUACCGGAUGAACGAGAAGGGGGUAUAUUAUGGAUACUGCAGAAAAGAAAAAGGUAGUCACGUCCCGUGCAAAAAAAAAGAUAUAAUGUGCGGAAAGUUGUUCUGUACUGGGGGGAAGGAGAUGCCUCAGGAUGGGAGCCUAGUGACUUUUGAGUCCUGCAAAGCAAGUUUUCCUAGACAUGGAGAAGGAGACCCAGGGAUGAUUCUCAAUGGAACCAAGUGUGGGAAUGGGAUGGUGUGCAGCAAUGGGGAGUGUGUCUACGCCGAAGGUUUCUUUAGAUCAACCAACUGCUCUGCCAAGUGUACUGGACAUGCUGUGUGUGACCACGAGCUGCAAUGCCAGUGUGAAGAAGGGUGGGCACCACCAACCUGCGACAGCUCCUCGGCAAUUACCAGCUUCGCUGUCGUUGCUGGUGUGCUGGUUGUCCUUGCUGUCACAGCAAUCGCAGCAGCGUUACUUAUCCGCUUCCGACUACUCAAGAAGAGCUGCCAGACCAGAAGGGGACCUGGAGCCACAAACCAAGUCUUUGUGGAUCAAGAACAAAGAUGCAGAGAACACCCUGUCCUGGCAGCACCCACCCCGAAGGUGAAUGAUAAGAAACUUCUCCUUCCCGUACCUCCACUGCAAGAGAACAAACCACAGCUCCGGAGCCCUGCCAUGAGGCCAAAAGGUCCCCCACCUCCCGUUCCUUCUACCAAACCAGCCUCUUGUUACACAGAGGAGAUUUUUGCACCAGAAAGAAAACCUGCUCAUCUCCCAGUUCCCAAAGGCAGACCUCCACCUCCACCAAAGGCUUUAAAACCUCCAAUUAAUCCCAGGGUAUGAAGCUUCUGAAGUAGGGCUGAUUGAGAUACCUGGAAUUUUCAGGGACAAUUUGUACGUCCCUUGAUUCCUCCACUUUCAGGCAACCAAGAUCUCUUUAAAACAACAACAGACUGUCAGCUUGACAGCUGCUUUGCAAGAACAAGUUUGCUUUUUCCAACAGCGAGGAACCUUUUGACGAUGACAUCAAGCUACUGCCCAAAAGGAAACAAAAGCAGCAUCACUACUUGCACUGAGGUGUAGGCUGGGAGUAAGUUAGGAAAGCCGUUUAGCACAUCCUAAGCCCUUGGCCACUGCCGCAAGAUGUGGCUGCACUGGGAUGCCCUGCGUCCACACUGCUUUUCUGGGUACAGACCCGGGAAGAUCAGGGGAAGCAUGGGUGUUACGUGUUUGUAUAAUUGUACAAUUUUUGCUACAUUUCCGGACCUUUGCCAGCCCUCUCUUUGGCGACAGAGCAGACCUCCUCUCCUCCAUCUGCAAACUGCACGUUCUGGUCCAAGAAUAAUCCUUCCCGCCCUUGGGGGAAAAAAUUGUCCUCACGGCCUGAGCUAGUUUUCAAACAAUUUGGAUUACAUACUGGAAAUGCACUGAUUCUGGCAAGAUCCUUUUGGAUCGGGUUCUCUCAUUAAUCCUUAGAUUACCUGUUCAACAAGCUUCCUCUGCUGAGUUGGUAGGACUGGAGACAGGCUCCGAAGCGAAGCACGCGGGAGUCAAGCCACUCGCUGCUUGCAAGUGCUCCCAGAGCACGACUGGCUUGCAACUGGCUGUGCCAGUUUAAAGAGAGCUCCAGCUGCCACCACUGCACUUGGACAGGAAAAAUUUAGAAAAGCGCAGUCAACAAAAAUCCUUAACGAUUUAUUUCAUUUGCCCCUCAGCUCCAGGAAUAGCCGAGCAUUUCUCCCGUCCAGAAUAUACACACCUUGAUGUUUUCAUUUAAUCGCUCUUGCAGCGGUGUGUGUUAUUGUAAAGUUGCUAAUGAGAGCUGGGCUGGGCACCAGGGUUUGUUAUUAUGGGACAGCGUCGCAGCGCGAGGCUUUGCACGCCGGUUUAUUACUGUGGGGUUCUUCAUUCGCUCUGCCCUGCUGGCAUCAGCAUUGUUGACACUAUCGGCCUGCUGGCGUGGAUCUGCAUGAUACUGUUGGCGCUGAUGUUAAUGAUACAGUGAGGGUGCUGGCGCUGAUGCUAUUGUUACCGUUGGCACUGAUGUUCACGCGGUUGGCAUCCAUCAUUUUCAGUUGAAGUGCACAGAAGGGUUUUUCAAGGAACAAAAAUUUUACCAGGGAUGGGGGGGGGAAGGAAAAAAUUAAAAAAAAGAAAGAAACAAAAUCGUCCGGGACGCAAAGUACUCAAGAUUUUAUAGAGGUUCCAGUCUGAACUGGAUUUGGGUUUGGAUCGGGAUCAGAGUCAGGACAGACCCAGAUGGCUUAUGCUGUGGCUCAGGAAGGCAGCUCCCAGCCCUUGGCCAUGGCGUCUUUGCCCAGGCAGAGCACCCGGCCACCAAACUACCAAAACAAACCCUGGGGCCUCGGGCCAGCAUCCCACACUCCCCUGUCCCUGGGCUUGCUUCUGACCAGGGCCUGUUAAGACUUUUUAAAAAGCCCCAUCUUCAGAGGGCCUGAAAGCUUCUGCUCAAGUUCACGACCCAGUUGACACCCGCAGAAGUCCUGAUCCACGUCAUCUUGUCCGGCUGCCGACCACGUACCUGCACGGUGACGUCUCCAAUGCAGAGCCUCGCUAUUUGCAGCGAGCCUUACCACGGCGGCACACUGCACAUCCAUUGUGUCUGAUGCAAAAAUGCAUCUAAAAAACCCCCAAUUUCUUCUUCUGGGCUCAUCCACCGUGUCUGAUGCAAAAAUGCAUCUAAAAAAACCCCAAAUUCUUCUUCUGGCCUAGGCUUGCUCUGAGGUUGCCGAUCAAGUACAGAUGAAUGGAAUUACAGCCUUCGGUUUGAGGAGUGACGUGUUUUGGUUUUGGUUUUUUUUUUUUUUUGUUUCAGGGUAAAUGUUACUGGAAGAGCAUCACUUUUUUUUUCUGCUUUGCCUAAUUGUUCCUUUAUUUCGGUUGGAAAUGGAUUUUAAUCUGUCUGUAUGUGGCUAUGGUGUAAAGACUCAGAAUUUAUUUUUUAUGACCUGUAAUUAAUGUAUUGACAAAGAUUUCUGUAUUAAAAUUAUUCUACCUGAACUGGA